Messenger RNA from Spirodela intermedia, 17128 nucleotides. The record is from the annotation of a GenBank genome assembly. Lineage: Eukaryota; Viridiplantae; Streptophyta; Magnoliopsida; Alismatales; Araceae.
AUGGAUACUGGAGGACGCGUCUUCACGGUCGACCCCCUCGAGAGGAACGCGGCGAAGGGACAUGGGCUGAUCACCUGCAUGGCUUCCGGGAACGACGUCAUUGUCCUGGGCACCAGUAAGGGUUGGGUCAUCCGGCACGACUUCGCUGUUGGGGACUCUCUAGGUAUCUCUCUCUCUCUCCAACAGAGUUUCUCAUUGCUCUUCCUUUGUUCUGCAAGUGUAGGCGUGCUUAUAAUGCAUUCAGACGUGCGGAUAGAGUUAAAUUGUAUUUAGAUAUUUUUCGUUGCGUCAUUUUGUGCUGAACAGUGUAGCAUGGCUAUGAAGAGUUGGUUUGCCACUGUAAAAGUUGGAAGGGUACCAAAAACAUGGGAAUCGGAAUAGAUUAUAUCCUAAUUAACAUUGGUAGCAUGUCCUAAAAUGCUUAUUCACUCGAUAAAGCCAUCUUGACAAAGAAUUGCCACACCUUGUCUUUGAAUUUAGAACCAUAUAACAAGUACCGGGCUUAUGAAAUUUUAUUGUGAAACUUAGAAUGAUCUCAUUAAAAAACUACAUGAAUUCCUCUAAUAAUCAUCAUUUUUCUGAUGAGCCUUGUCCCAUUAAGAAUGUGUCCUUGGGCUUUGACAGACGAUUACCAGGAUUUUGGCGUCUCCAUGUUUCAAGUUAUUGGCUUGAUAAGGAACUUUUGACAUCGGAUCAAGAUAGGUAGGUGGCUUCAUGAUGUAGACUAACAAGGAGAUCUAAGAAGCUGUUACAGCUCCAUAGGCUGCUGAUUUGAAAAUUAUCACAGAUUUUGCCAGCGACAUAUAUUGUGUCAAUUUAAUGGGAAGAAUUUAUCUUUUUUUGAAAAUUCUUGCCAAGAAAUCAGAAAAUUUUCUAUGAACGAGCUUUUGUCUCGCUAUUUCUUUCAAUAUGUGCAUCUUUGUUGUUCUGAAUAAAUCAUUUAGUUUCAGAGUCCUAUAGUCCUAAGAUAGUUCAUGGUUCCAUUUGAUUGCAGAAAUAGACCUCUCUGGUGGUCGAACUGGGGACCAACCUGUGCACAGAGUAACUGUUGAUCCAGGGGGAAGUCACUGCAUAGCCACUGUCCUUAGUCAUGGUGGCGCUGAAACAUACUAUAUGCAUGCCAAAUGGGGUAGGCCUCGUAUUCUGAGCAGACUGAAGGGUAUUGUUGUCAAUGCUGUUGCUUGGAACAGGCAGAACAUUACUGAAGGUAUAUUGAUGUAUGCUGUCAAGGAUGCUUUUAUUCUGUGUAUUGUUUCCCUAGAUGCAUUCUGAUUAUGUCAAUAACUUUAAUGCCCAUCUAGCAUCCACGAAGGAUAUCAUUCUUGGCACUGAUACUGGCCAAUUAUUUGAGCUUGCUGUCGAUGAAAAAGAUAAGAAAGAGAAGUACUUGAAAUUGCUAUUUGAAUUGAAGGAACUUCCUGAGGCCAUCAUGGGUUUGCAGGUACUUUUUGAAAGUUUAUGAUAGUUCUGCUGGUUCAUUUGCCAUUAUUUUUGUCACUCUUGAGGUAAAAUCACACUCAUUACAUUUACACAGAUGGAAACAAUUACCCUUGGCAAUGUUACUAGGCACUAUGUGAUGGCUGUUACCCCUACUCGGCUAUAUUCUUUUAGUGGCAUGGGAUCAUUAGAUGUAAGUUGAGUUGCAACAUUCUUAUUUGUCACUCAUGCAUUGGCAUCUUUUUUCUGGUUGAUUACUGCCUUCUAAGGACUCAGCUCUUUCCAUUUAUAUGUUGUGUCUCGUUUUCCACUUUGCUGAUUGCAUAUCUUUCAACUUAUGAUUAUUGUCAUAUUUUCGGCAUUCAUUUGCAUGCAUUGGCCUUCACAUCAUCAUCAUCUCACUUCCAUGCUUACAAAUCUACAGUGGCAGUGUUAACCAUGUGUGCUAUCUUCCUGAUUUUCUAUCAUUCUUUUUACAUUGUAAAGGUUGCUAGAAAUUACUACCUUCAUUAAAUGAACUAAAAAAACAGUAUGAAAGGAAUGGUUGAACAAAAAUGUUACUUUUCAAGUAGAAAAUACAAUGCAAUCCCCACCCAAGGAACAGAAGGGGAACCAAAAAUACAAGCGCCUUAGGAUUCUCUUAAAGGAAAAUCAUCUCCAAUUCUUGACUUUGGGACGCACGGAAUACUUUCAUACCAUGUGGCCCUGAAUGGAUUCCACCUGGCUUUCAAGAUCUUCACACAGCAUAAUGUUCAACACACCCUGUUACAGGAAUGGGCUUGUUGAGUUCCAUUGUUGCAGUAGCUGAAAAUGUUGCUGCAGCGGUUAGUGCACAUUAUGAAUUCAAGCAAGAACCUUCAGACUGUCAAUAAUGAAGCAUCUCACAAAUGUAUGGUCCAUUGAAAGAUUAAUAUAAAACAUGGGUCUCUUCAUUUUGCAGUCUGCACUUGUUAAUAUUGUGAAAGUAGGUAGGUUCUUCAGCGAUACCCCUUAUGAAGAUGAAAAUCUUGGUCUGAAAGGAUUCAAUUCAUAAAAUGCGAGACAACCUAACCCUUUAACUUUUAAGCUAGUCAGUGAAAGUUAAUUUGUUUUGCCAUUUCUACAUUAAUGAGUGCAUCCUGUUGUCUGAUGACAGUAGUAUUUCGUUUCUGCAGAAUCUAAACUGUCUUCUUUGUUCAUAAAUAUAUAUCUGUAAUCUUAAAGACUCUUAUAACCCUUACUCGUGGUAAUGUACAAGCUAUGGAAGUGGAGGCCAAGUUGAUUCCAUUCAGACACGUCUUCCUAGAAGUUUAAUCCAUUUCCCUUACGUAGUUAGCAACGUAGUAGUCACUUAGGUUGCUGAUCGUCUUAAGGAGGAGGGAGUGAUGAUUGGGUUUCUUCCUUCGCAUGCCCCCCAGGUACAGUUUGGUACCAUUUUUCCUCAACGACUUUGCUACUCCAUAUUUCUAUACUUACUCUGUACAACCAUAUGAACAACAUGCCUUUUUUCAAAACUCACUAGAUAGAGUAGCUCCUCUGCGCCAGUGUGGUCUUACUACAACAGACUUUCUCUGUCAUUCUCUCUCUGACAGACUUUCCCUGAUAUGAUGAGAUGAAAACCUUUGCUACCUUUGCCUUCACCGACUUGAUGGAAUGCAAGACUUGACUUGUUAGUUUUCUUCCAUUCUUGUUUAUUUAUCUUCACAGACGAAGUGAAUCCUCCAAAACAAUCUUUCUCGCCUUUCCGGUAUGCAGCUCCGUCUUUCCAUGGGAAGCUCUGCAAGUAUUGGCCAUUUAAGCUUAGGAACGGGAGAAAGCCUCAAAAAGUUGACAAGAAUCUCCUGGCCAUCUGGCUACGUUAUGCUGCUCUCCACGUUAUGCCCACGUUAUCUGAAAACCUGACAAGGUUCAGCUGGCGGAGUGGAUAGGAUUACAUUUUAAACUUGUCUGAUCUCUUGCUGAUGCUAGUUCAACUGUAAUGGCGUUUACCAUAAUGUGGAAACAUUUUUUUUUUUGUGAACUUCUUCAUUGCCUUUUCUUACAUUCGUUUUUUGAAAGUGGAUUCUACCAUAUAACAAAAAAAAAAGGUAUAUAUAUGUGCAAGAUCCGCGAGUAUAUUUUCAUACCUAUGGCUCAGUUGUAUAUGAUUUUACUUUUGCGAAUAGAAUUCCCCUGUAUAUCAACCUUUUCUCAUAUUCAUUAGCUUUGUGAAUCCUAAGCAUGAAAUUUUAUUAAAUGUUAUACAUCCUCAUUUAAUGUCCUUUUGGAGUCUUUUUUUUAAAUAUUCCUGUUUACCUAGUUCUCAUAAUAUUUGGAAUUUUAUUGUUUCAAUUCGUCAGCCUCUUCAUCUUGUUCUAGAUAAUACAUGGUUACAGUAUUUCUUUCGAUUUUUGUAACUACAGAAUUUUUACACAUGUUGCCAAUGCAUAACCAUGGUUAAACCUGUUCCUCCUCUGGUAAAGGAUUCCAUAUUGAUACAGGUGAUUUAUUGCAGGCAGUGUAUACAAAUUAUGCAGAUCGUGCAGUACACUUUAUGGAACUUCCCGGUGAAAUACCAAAUAGGUAAGUUUAUAUUUUACUAUAAUAUGAAUAGCAAAUAGUUAACAACAUUUUUUUUAGAGCGGUUGCCUUUGGGGAAUAUAGAUUAGAGAACAUGAUCUAAUGAACCAAGUUAUUGCAUUUACCAUUAUCAUGUCUUUCGUAGAUGGUUGGUAUGUUUAUAUCUAUAUCAUUACUUUUUAAUUGAUGAAGUCAUGGUAUUAUACACUUUCCAACCAAAAGUAUUUUUCAAUUGUUGCUUUUAACACGGCCAAUUUUAUCCUCCAAACUCAGUUUUACCCGUAUGUUUUUCUUUAUGAUGCAACGUCAUUGUCAAACUAAGGGAGAAUAUUAAAUAUGGAUGUGCAUCUUCUUUGUCCAUUGCUUUAUGGUCCAUCACAUGAAGAUGGGCUUAGAUGAUUUUCUGGGGCUCUUUGGAGGAUGCAUUGUUAUUGUCUGCCUUUUAUGUGUCUACUGAACCAGAUUAUGUGAAUCACGAGGCUGAUGGGCAGGUAAUCUUCGGGGUUUGAAUCAAUGAAAGUCGUUUGAAUCGGAUUUUGAUUUCGAAGUUAGUUGCGACUGAAUUGAAAUAUUUUGAUUUCUGCACUUUUGCAGAUCUUUUAAUUGACAUUGUAGUGUUAUACUCGCACUAUUAGGAACUGCUAUAUUGUCUAAUUGGCAUAUAAGAAGUAGGAACUGCUAGCUUUGUUGAGUGAGGUCUCAGGAUUGGUCAUCAUCAGAACUAGGAUAUUGGACUCGUCAUCAUUAGAAUUAGCAUUUCAAUUUAUGUUUGACAAGUGACAAUGGAAAUUGGUUAUUGGGGUGAGAGAUUUUGAUAGCAGAAAUGCAUAUCUUGUCAGCUACAUAUAUUUUAGCAGCCGGCAUUGAUAGGGUAUUGCUGAAGGACUUAUUAAGGAAGGAUAGCUUGGGGGGAGCUGAGUUUUCACUGAAUAUUUUUUAUGUCACUUCAAUGCACCGCAAUUUACAUUGUGACAGGUUUUUGAUCAUAGGACAAUGACAGAGGAGGAAUAUUCCAUGCUCAAAAGAAUGUUCAAGUUGGGAAAUGCAAGAAAAGAGCUUGGUUCUCAAUCAACUCACAGCUUAUUUCAUUAUUGCAAAUGGAGUUGCUAGAAAUGCAGUAGAAGCCGGGGUUGUUAAACCCUCCAUCAUGAAAAGUGCGGAUUUUAGUUCUGGAGAGUCAUUUAUGGGAGAUCACCUACGUAUGGUUGAUAACAAUCAUACUAUGUAUGCGGAAAAAAAGUAGGAUUCUUUGGAGUACAUCUUCCUUCUCGCUUGAGAUCUAGUUGAUAAUAUAUUACACAUCAACUAUAAUAUGAAAUACUCCAGGGGAUGGUUGGAGGACUUUUGCUUAAGUGACGGACUUGGAUUGGACAUGGGGAUGGGAGCAUGAUAUUUAAUGGCCUCUCCUGUAUGCGAUCGCUUAAUCAUUUGGAACUAGAGGGGCUAGUACAUUUUCACCAGAAAUUUUUCUAUUAAUAAGGUGCAUAAUUGUGUAUGUCGUCGGGUCAAAUAGUGGGAUGAGAUUUUUUUCUAAUGAAGAAGGCAAUGGAUAUGUUAUUUGGCGCUUACAAGUAUUAUCCACUGAAUUGGUAUUGUAGAUGACUGAUGUUGGGGUUUUAAGAUAUCAUAGGAUACAUGUAUGCCCAUCCCUCUCUUUCUUUUUUGUUAUUUUAUUGCUACUUGAUACCAGCCAUUUUCGAAAGGAAAAAUUCUAAAAAUCGUUGUGGACAAUGCCUGACUUUAGUAUGAAACUUUCUUGCAGAGAGAAAAUUUUUAUAUUUAACACAAGUUGAUUGAUGUUUCUUUUAAGGACCUAUCUGUACUCAUCUUUUUAUUUAUUUUGAAAUAAUGAAAGUGACAGAUUCCUACUACAUUUUAUUGAAGUUUUCAGUCAACAGAAGCUUUUAAAACUCAGCUCGUACUGUUAGAAGGCUGGUAUAAUUUUUAAUUACGUUUUAUUGAUAUUCGGUCUUUGAAGCACUAUUUAACUCCUCUUCUUUACUGCAGUGAACUUCACUUCUUCAUCAAGCAGAAGAGAGCUGUACAUUUUGCCUGGCUUUCUGGGGCUGGAAUUUAUCACGGUGACCUAAAUUUUGGAGCUCAGCAUAGGUAAGUUUUUACUUUAUGAGCUUGUUUAUCCAGCACUAAUAUAUCGUAGUACAGGAAUUAUUCUAGUGUUCUACAUUCUUUUCAUUUUUUAUAAACAAGUUUUACAAACUAUAUUCUGGUUCUGUGUCGGAUGAAGGCCCCUGCUGACAUGAAACUUUCCUGAAUUUUCUUGACUAGUUCAACUAAUGGAGAUGAAAACUUUGUGGAGAACAAGGGUUUGUUGGAAUACUCAAAGUUGAAUUGUUCUGGUGAAGCAAUUAAACCAGCAUCCCUUUCCCUAUCUGAGUUCCAUUUUUUGCUCCUCAUCGGGGAUAAAGUUAAGGUAUAUAUACAUUAUACCCAAUUGUCUAGGUAGCAAACUUUCUAGAAAUUUUCUUUUAAGAUAUACAUAAUGCCAUAACACUGUGAAAAAGUGAAAAUGAGAUGUUUUGACAAAUUGUGGCAAUUAUUUUUCUGAAAGGCAAAAGAAAAUAAAUUCUGAUAUUUAAAAAAUAUUUUACAGUUCUUGGGUUUAUUUUUAGUGUCUUACUGUAUGAUGCAGGUUGUCAACAGAGUUAGUCAAAAAAUUAUUGAGGAAUUAAAGUUUGAUCAUUCACCAGAGUCAGCUUCUAAAGGGAUUAUUGGAUUAUGUAGUGAUGCAGCUGCUGGAUUAUUCUAUGCAUAUGAUGAGAAUUCCAUCUUCCAAGUUAGUGUGUUUGACAUAUAUUCAUGAUGAAAACGACAGUUGGUAUAACCUUUGACAAUUUUAACUCAUUGAAGAAAAAUACUGCAGGUUUCUGUGAAUGAUGAAGGCCAAGACAUGUGGCAGGUUUAUCUGGAGAUGAAGGAAUAUGUAACUGCUUUAGCUAAUUGUCGUAAUUCAUUGCAGAGGGAUCAAGUAUAUCUAUUACAAGUAAAUGUUUUCAUCCCUCCUUGGACGAAUAUGUGGUGUUGCUUGCCCCACGUAACUAUUGUGUGGAUAAUUUUGAAAAAGCUGCAUUCUUAUAGUCACUCCCUUGUAUCUUCACCCGCCUUCUUUUCAUUGUUAAUUUUGUUUUCAACAUACUUUUAUUUGCAGGCAGAAUCUGCUUUCGCUGUCAAAGAUUAUUUUCGGGCAGCUUCUUUUUAUUCUAAGGUGAGAUAAAUGUCUCCUUAUUUUGCUCUAUAUUAUCAGCUGCAAUUUUAGAACAUGUCUUCUGAUAUGCAUUUGAUUAGAAGAUUUUACCACUAAAUUUUCAAUUUUCCGUACGGUAGAUCAUAGACCUUUUAUGAAUCAUUUUCAGGUUUUGUCAUCCUGCUUUUCUACAAGAAGUCGUAUUUUUGAAAAAGGAAAUACAUGCGAAUGCUUAAAUAGCUGAAACUUUGCUAUUCAUUCAAUAUUUCAAGAAGUAUGAGGUGGUCUUGUCUUCUGUAUCUCCUUAACGAGGAGCAAAAUCAGUUUGUGUAAUACAGCACGAGUUAGCCUAAUUAGUUUGCAGUCUGACCCCUUUUAGCCUGAUCCUGUACAGUUCAAGAUUCAUGAAGUCCGAAACCAAAGCUAGCUCAUCCUUGUUGACCCUUGUUAGACAGAGUUAGGAAACUCUGUAUGGAGCUGUAUUAGCUUAACACAGCCAACUUUAAGACAUCCUCGUAUGAUUUCUCCUUUUUUCUCUUCUCUUCCUUUCCUCUCUCAUUUUUAUUUCUACCUUUUUUCUCUCUUUUCAUCUCUCUCUCUCUUCUCUCUCUGCUUUUUCAUCAUCUAUUCUCCUGUUACUGCAAAGAAAACUUAAAAGUUCUGCAUCAUAGACGAAGGUGUAGAUAUUAGCUGAUUUAUUUAGAUUUAAAGAUGAUUAAGGCUUAAAAGGAUGUUGUUGUAUAGAUUCCCCGACUUGUAAUCUUCUAUACCUUCUUUACUUCUAUCUUUCAUUUACUGUUUGGCAUAGUGGAGCUGUUCUAAAGUUAGAUUAUAAUCGUUUUCUCCUGAACUUAUCCAUUCUAUCAGUUCUUUAUUCUUUAUGAAAAUCUGAAAUUAUAUUCAGUUGUUAUUAUGUAAACCAUAUGAAAUUAUGUUCUUUAUUUGUGACUUUGCAUGUAGGGAAUCUGGUGUUCUUACCGAAACAUAUAGAAAUAUGAAACUAAGAAAUAUUGAAAUAAUAUAGGUGUGGAAAUAUUAAUGCAAAUUACGUGGAAAAAACGGUUCUAGUCGAUAAUUUUUCUUAGUUGUAGAUUAAUGUCUGAUUUUCUCUUAUGAAUAGACGAUUAAUGAAACAAUUUUUUGUUUUCAUCAGAUCAACUACAUCUUGUCGUUCGAGGAGAUCAGUCUGAAAUUUGUUAGCAUCGGUGAACAGGUAUGGCAUAUGCUAUACCAUAGAUUCUGGAGACGUGGUACAUUUUCCUCAGUGGUGUAAAAUAUCAAUUUGGUUGCAAUUUUCCUACCAUGAAUAUUGGACUGUGGGAUCUAUAGCCUAUGCUGAUAUCUGAACUUAUCAAAGACUUUUAUUCUCAAUGAUUAAUUUGUCUUGCCUAAUGGUAGCCUUCUAUUAUUUCUCUUUCUCAUGAAGGAUGCUCUGAGGACUUUCUUAUUGCGGAGACUUGAUAGUCUUUCAAGGGAUGAUAAGUGCCAAAUAACAAUGAUCUCAACCUGGGUUACUGAGCUAUACUUGGACAAGGUUGUUAUCUCUAAUUAAAUGGUUUUAUAUUUUCUUGAGAAUAUGGUUGUUUAGAGGAGAUAUGAUGAAUGUUCCAAAAACAGAGCUUCAAGAACUCAUUGAAAAAAAAUAUCUUCUGUGAUAUGCAUUGGCCCAAUCGCUAGUAUUGAGAUGUUUAUAGUCAUCAUGAUUGCAUUGCAUUUCUUUUUCUUGCUACAUCGUUGAGGAUUCUUCUGUGUUAAUCUUUAUAUUGGUGGAUUUUAUUGAACCUAGUAGCUAUCAAGAUUAAUACCCAUGAUUAAAUCUCCAAAAUUUGUCGACAUCUUAGUUCUUAACAAAGUGAUGUGACAUAUUCUAUUUAAAUCUGUCUUCUAUAAGUAUAAUGUAUGUAAGAAAUUUAUUAUUCUCUCAUUCCAUCAAGGGUUUGGAAUGAUUUUUAUAGCUGAUUUGGUCCUAAAAUUUCCAAUUCUGUUUUCAGUCUAUCCAAGAUGGUUAUUUCUGAUGUUCCUUGCUGAGGAGCAUGUCUGUCUGGAGGGGUGGGGGGUGGGGGGGGGGGGGGGGGGCGAGAAUAGAAGAGGAAAGAGGAAGAAGGAUGAUUGGGGAGUGCACGACAGUUUCUAUCCUUCACUCCAAAAAUGUCAUCAAAUUGUCCCACAUUUUAUAAAGUUCAUCCAUCCAGAAUGAUAACUCAUGUGAGUAGGAAGCCCUAGUUUAAAUAAUUUUUGAUAGCUAUAAUAUUUAAAAACUGACUUGCAGGUUUGCUUCUCUCUCUGUGAGAGGUUGUUCUUUAAUUUCCAGACUAUGGUCUGCAGACAUUUUAAUUUUUUUAGUCUGUAGUAGUGAACUUGAGUUGCGAAAUCAAUGGUUUAAGGAUGAAGAUGGAUAUAAAGAUCAAUUCACCCGUGUUCUAUGGCUGUUCGCUUGGUGGUUCACUUCGUUGUUUUAUUACUAAGAAUUGUGCGUUGAAAUCAUUUUACAUUAAAAAUAUGGUAGCUUAAUUGAUGCAAUGCAUCUCGAUCUUUCUGAUCAUAUACCUCCUGUAUCCUUCACAUAUGGAGCCUAUACAGUAAUCUCUGAGUAUUCCCACGCAUCUGUUUUCUUUUGAGAGGUAUAUCUUUGACAGCUGAUAUAUUUUCGUAUGUGCUAAUUCCUCAGUCUGUGCUUUGCAGAUCAAUAGGUUAUUAUUAGAGGAAGACACUGACGAAGUCAGUAGUGCACCUUCAGAAAACUGGAGUUCCGAGUGCCAAACAAUUGUUACGGAAUUUCGUGCAUUUCUUAGCGACUGCAAGGAUGUAUUGGAUGAGGCAACAACAUUGAACCUCUUGGAAAGGUCCCUGUAAUGUCGAAGAAUAUUACCUUCUUCUCUACCUUUGUUGUGUUUUGUUUUUUAUCAUUAUAUUUGAGAAUUGAUAUAUCUUAAUAUAAUAAUGCAGAAAAUUGUAGAGUCUUCGGCUAUGGAGAAACAUUGUUCAUAUAUAUAUAUAUAUAUAUAUUGAUGUAUGUAUAUAUUGCUAUAAAAAAAGCAGUAUGAUCUCGAUUUAAAACACGGUUGGAUAAUUUACAUAUUGGAACACGUGCUGUUGAGUGCAUUUGAGUAAUUUCCCAACAUUUUUGUUAAUAUUUCAGAGCUCUUUGUUUAUAUGGGAGUCUCAUGUCAUAUGUUCUAUAACUACUCGUGCAGCUAUGGAAGAAUCGAUGAACUUGUGUACUUUGCAGCUCUAAAGGAGAAAUAUGAGAUUGUUGUUCACCACUACAUUCAGGUACAACUUUUACAUUGUAGCCUCACAAUUUUGCAAUAAACCAUAAGCCAACUCUUUGUAUCUGAGAAACGAAUGUUACAAUGAUCUUCAUCGCCAAAUAGGGCUUUUAAAGGCAUGGACGCAUGGCACUUAUUUUCAACACAUUAUCAACUUUGUAGAAAAAUGUAGAUUCGUUAACUUUUAUUUCCAUGAUAGCCUCCAUCUUGUUUGCUUCUAUUACAAAUGGUAAAGUCAUUGACUCUGUGGUGUGGUCUCUAGUAUUGGGUGUAUAGAUGUUAUGUAGGUUAGGUAUGGAGGGUCAGAAAGAACUACGGAUUUGUAUAUUCGGAAUUUAGUUUUCUUCUGCUAUGAAGUAUCCACCUUAAGAUAAAUGUUCUUUUGUUGUGGACUAUGGAAUGUAUACUGAUUCAUUGCCGUCUUAUCUGGGCCUAAACUAAGUCGUCUUCUUGUCAUCUCCAGCAAAGGGAAACAAAGAAGGCACUAGAGGUACUUAAAAGACCCAACGUCCCAAUUGAUCUUCAGGUAUGUUGUGAAGGUAUUUAUUAACCAAUUUUUAGCAUCUUAGUUGUUAGGUUUUGUAUCUUAAUUGUCCAUCACAUUCGUGGGGUAAUAUAUAUAUAUUUUUUCAGUAUAAAUUUGCCUCGGAUCUUAUAAUGCUUGAUGCUUAUGAGACGGUUGAAUCUUGGAUGAUCACUAAGAACCUGAACCCACGGAAGCUGAUUCCCCCAAUGAUGCGCUAUGCAAAUGAGCCACAUGCAAAGUAAUUUUGAUUAACUUUAUUUUACUUGAAAUUUUCAUGUUUCAUCUUUACAAAAGCUAUUUUAUGCUUAUCUGGACCAUUGCCUAGCAGGUAGAGCCACAUUUUGUUAUAGAAUCAGACUGCAAUAUGUGCUUGUCUCCUGUGUAUGAUAACAAGGGUAUCACAACUUGUGCAACUUUGUAAAUAAAUCAUAAUGAACAACGGAGCUGCCCUGUGUAACAACUCUGAAGAAGGAACUGCAGAUAUUACCAGUGAUGCCGAUUACAAUGUUAUGGUUAAGGUUUGCUAUGGAUACUCCAUUCGUUAUCCCACAAGAAUAGUCAAACUGAAUUUAAACUAGCAGACGCUUGUGGUGAUGGAUAGUACUUUGAACCAAUAUGCUUUCUGAAUGAACUACAGAAUGAAUAUUCUGAAUGAACCACAGAACGAAUAUAUAUGGCUCUCCUUGUACCUGGCCUUUUUCAAGAGGUGUUACAACUAGUGCGAAGUUAGUUUACACUCAAGAUAAAGAAGAAAAGAGGAAACGCUUGGUAUGAUCCCCUAGCAUCAUGCCCAAAAUAUAGUCAGUGUAAGAGCCUCUCGGUGGCAACAAAUGGUGACCUUUUUUUCCUUACAAACCCAUCAUUUCUACUUGUCAAACGUACAUGGCGCCUGUCCUUAUAUAUAUCUUCCUUGGGUUCGUAUUUUCUCCUCCUUUUCAUACGACCGAAAUUUUUCAGGAUGUCACCAUUUUUGGGGCAAGUCUGGCCGUUUUCUUAUCCUUAAACUUUUGGAAUGGACUUCCCUUAGAAGUUGGGAAAUUGUCUUCACUUUUGGAAUGGACUUCCUUUAGUCUUUUUAAUGGCACAUGAAUCAUCAAACGUAUUCGACCUAUGGUCAAUUUGUUUUAUGAUUCAUUAUGGAAUAAUAUUUUUUUACAUCAUAUUUUAUGACAGUCAAUGAAGAGUGUUCCUAGAUCACAAAGAUCUGUUUAACACUGGCUUCAGUUCACAAGGGGAUCCAAAUCUAAACAGACUCACAAUAAUAAACACUUGUGAGCCCGCCCAAUAAUAAACACGCUAAUGGGAGCACAAGGGAUAAAAAGAAUUAUUUUUUUAGACUAAAAGUCGUAGAAAUUACUUUACAACAGCGUGGUACUACCUAGUUUCAUAGAAGCAAUGUCCCAAGGUGGUAGCCCACCUGGGGUCUUUCAAGAUUCACCCAUUCUAAUGACAAGUGCCCUUUAUGAAUAUGUUAACAGUUCUUUCAUCAUCUAGGGUUUGCCAGUCUCAUUGUCAAUGUUAAUUGAUUCUAAAUGGAACAGCCUUCAGGUGAACUAUGAGAUUGAAACAACCUAUACGCUCUAGUGACAACAAGAUCAGGGGCUGUCAUAUCGGUGUUUGGUAAUAGAUGCUGGAGUGCAUGUCCUGUAUUUGAAUUCCAUCUGACUGGUUCACUCAGUCAUCUAGUCAUGCACUAGGAACCUGGUCCAUUGCUGGCCUUAUUUUUGAACUCGAAUAUCGGCCCCACUUCUGUAUAUUCGUUGUAUUAAUAAUUUUACCGGCCCCACUUAUGCAUAUUCGUUGUUUUAAUAAUUUUACCUUUCAUCUCUUUUGAGACGAUGAGUGAUGUAUUUCAGUUAUAAGCCUUGGACAUAGCAGUCAUACUCGUGAUUUUUUAUUUUCUGUAUACUUACAGACACAUUUUCGUUUGCUCAUGGGACGCAGGAAUGAAACUCAUGAAGUAAUUAAGUACCUCGAGUUCUGUGUUCAUCGUUUACAUGAUGAGGAUCCUGGUGUGCACAACCUACUGCUUUCUCUGUAUGCAAAACAGGUAUAUAUGCUUCUUUUCGUCAGGAUGGAAAAAUCUUCUGUUUUCUCUUCUGCAUAUGCUUAUUGGCAGGGAAUCUGCAUGAAUCAUCUACUUUGUCCGUAACUUGUGUGCAUUACAUGAUGGCUGGAACACAUUUAUUUGAAUUUUAGUUAUUUAUCUAUGUACUUCUGAAGUGGUUGCUGUUGGAACAGUUUUAUUGCACUUGGCAUCCAUUUGGAUUUCUGUGAUUUCUUAAAAGUAAGAAGUACGUGGAUAUAUGAAAAUUCGUCAACCUUACUAUCUUUGGCAAUGUUGAGAAGGAGGUAUAUUCGAGGGUAAAAGUAUACAUCUGAUCUAGGUCUUGCUUUCAUCCGUUUAAGAUUUUUGAUCAUUUAUCAAAUCUUUAUAAUUGUCCAUUUUCGUUACACCGUUAGGUUAUUGUUACGUUACAAUGCCAAAGCAUGCUAAGUGUAUUCAUAGAAAAUUUGAUUCAUGUUAGAUUUUGGGAUUAGUGUGAAUGGUCUUGACGUGUAAUUCGGUGAAGACGAAGCAAAGAAAACGUGCAGCAAAAGUUGGAAAACCCAUUGACAUAUGUAUGUGUAUGGAUUUGUUUUUGAAACGCUUUGCUUGAUUUUAGUGGGCCCAUACUCCGCAUAACUGAUCGGUGUCUUGAUACCUUGUAUGAUAAUCUCCGAUCAUCACUCUGCUAUUUUAAGUCGGAAUUGGUGAGAUUAAAGGCUGCACAAGAUCUGUGUUAAUCUCCUAUCCUCCCAAGUUUUUUAAAAUAAAGAAGAGGAUCUUCAUCAUGGGUUCACAUCCUCUGUUAUAAUCCCCAGACAGGGGAUGAUGCCAUCUAGAUGAGUAGCAUCAGAGUCACCCUAGGCCUUCCUUGUUUGGACUCUGGGUAGAGAAUCAGUGAGCUUUAAAAAUGCAAAUCCGGUUAUAAUUUGUUUUUUAUCACAUCGUAUUCAUCUUAGCUAAUGAAAACUCAUAACUCGGGAGUUAAAGGAAAAAAUCUGAAAUCCAAUGCUUCUUGGUCCUGUUUCUCCAGUUAAUGCCGCUAUUUGUUUUUUUGUUUUUUUAUUUUUCACGGUAUUCAUUUUGCAACCUAUUCAGCAUCUUUUAUCAUAAUUCAAUAUAUUGAUUUCUUCUUCGUUUAAUCCGCCUGUUUUGUGAUUAGGAGGAUGACAGUGCACUUCUUCGUUUCCUCCAACACAAGUUCGGCAAAGGAAGAUCAAAUGGCAGUGAAUUUUUUUAUGAUCCAAAAUAUGCCCUAAGACUGUGCCUCAAAGAAAGACGGAUGCGUGCAUGUGUUCAUAUCUAUAGUAUGAUGUCAAUGCAUGAAGAAGCUGUAGCUCUUGCACUUCAGGUAAAAUAGUCAGGCUUAGUCUGUCUGAAGCCCUGCUAACCAAUUUAAUCGGAAAAAAAUGUCUAUGAGCUUUGGGGCAUAUAAUGAUCGUAAUAUAAUUACGUCUUCUGAGCCAGAGAAUUAUGCGCUGGCCGCAAAGAAAAUAGUUCUCUGAAGAUUUUACUAUGGAUAUUCUUGUGAUUUUUCUUCACUUUCCUGCGGUUCACCAGGUAGACCCAGAGCUUGCUAUGGCAGAAGCAGACAAGGUUGAAGAUGAUGAGGAUCUUAGGAAGAAGCUCUGGCUAAUGGUGGCGAAACAUGUUAUCAAGCAAGAGAAGGGAGUCAAAAGGGAAAACAUUAGGAAGGCAAUAGCGUUUCUCAAAGAAACUGAUGGCCUUCUGAAGAUUGAGGAUAUUCUUCCAUUCUUUCCAGAUUUUGCCCUGAUUGAUGAUUUUAAGGUAAACACUUCUGACUUCGAAUUUUGCAUUGCCGCUAAUACAGGUUUUCGGCUGACGUAGAACAUUGGUACUAAUUCUUCAACGAAAUAUAAGAAAACUUACUGAGAACAAUUGAUUUGAAAUAAAUACAUUUUGCAUUGCCAUAAAAAUGAAUUGAUUUUAAAACUUGAUCAUCUUCAUCAGACUGCAUUUUCAAUGCUUGUUCAUUGGAUUAUUGUGGUUGUCCUUUAGUUUAUUUGGUGGAUCAGCAGGCAAGAGAAGCUAUUUCUUCUGAAAACUUGUUUGGUAUUUAGUACGCUGAAAGAAAAAACUCUCUUGUUCCUGUUUAUUACAACGAUGACGAGACAACAUCUAAUUUUCUUAGUUUCUUCUUCAUCGGUGACCUUAUUUUCCUUCUUUCUCUAAGCAUUUUAUUUGAAACAUUCAACUGCCUGAAUGUUACAUCCCCAAGAUCUCCACAUAUUUUCUGUUUCAUAUUAAUGCCUAGAAUCCCAAUGCCUCACGCAGGAAGCAAUAUGCACUUCUCUGGAGGACUACAACAAGCAGAUCGAGCAGCUUAAGGAAGAGAUGAAUGACGCUACCUGUGGCGCAGACAACAUAAGGAGUGACAUCAAUGCCCUUGUUCAGAGAUAUGCCGUCAUAGAUCGCGACGAAGAAUGUGGGGUAAUUCCUCUGGACAGAUACUAUUAAACUGGGUUGACUUGAUUUCUCAUAGAUUUCGUGUACAUGCUACUGGGCUAUAGAUUUGUUACAAUCUGGCCCUCUAAAUUAUUGUGAGAUUUGCUCUUGUUGGCUUUAUUUCACAUAUUUUGCCAUAUGCACUGCUGGACUGGCCCUCUAAUUUUUAUCUUAUGAGCAGGGUUGCCGACGUAAAAUUCUGGGGAUGGGUGGGGUUCAAAGGAUGUCCCGAGGCUACUUGUCAACUGGGCCAAUGGCUCCUUUUUACAUCUUCCCCUGCGGGCAUGCUUUCCAUGCAGAGUGUCUGAUUGCUCAUGUUGCACAGCACACAAGCCGAGCUCAGGUAAGUCUGAAGUGAUCAUGAUUUUUAGCUUCCUUCAUUCUGCUCACGUUGCACAGGAUCUCUGAUUCUCGUUCAGUCAUCUGGUAAUGUGAUCGAAUCUUUCUUUCUCCCAUCCGCCUCACAUUCUAGCCAGAUUAAGAGAGAAAUCGAAGAAAAAAACUCUUGUACUCGAUCUUGAGGUCCCAGCGUUCUCAUCCAUCAAUCAGUAGACUUUCUUUCUAAUUAGAAUUCAUUCAUCUGAUAGGUGGGCACAUUCAUUUUAGAUCAAGAGAGAUCCGGUGAGAACAAAAAACCCGUUUUUAGGUCCAGAUCCUGCUGCGGUGGAGGACACUGAUUGAGGAGAUCCAUAGCUCACCCAUCAUACUCUUAAUGAGCCCACAUCAAGUGGGUGUCUUUAUGAUGUAUUUAUCAUUCCAACUGGAUGUAUUUUUUUGUCUCCAUCCGAUAUCUGGUCUGGGGCCCCCAUUUCAACCGCCAAUUAGUAGAUUUCUAAUUUUGAUCCAGUUAUAUCUAGUAAGUGGGCACACUCAUCUCAGAUUAAGGGAGAAAUCGAAAAAAAAAAAAAAAAACCAAUUUAUGAACAGUAGCCUGAUGAUCUUUUCAUCAUCUCUGCGGCUGUUGGAAUGACUUUAUGAGGCAGCUGGAAUGAUAAUAAUUAGUGGGCACAUUCAUCUCAACUGGAUACAUUUUUCUGCUGUCUCCAUCCGAUAUCUGGCCCCUCAUUUCAACCGCCAAUUAGUACAUUUUUUAAUGUUGAUUCAGUCAUAUCUAGUAAAGUGGGCACAUUCAUCUCGGAUCAAGGGACAAACCGUAAAAUUAAAAAAAAAAGAAAAAAAAAAGAACGGGUUUCUGAGUAGUAAGUAGUCUUAUGAUCUGUGUUCAUCAUCAUGUGCGUGGCUGCAGGCCGAGUUCAUCCUGGAGCUGCAGAAGCAACUUAGCUUGAUCAGCGGGAGCUCAAGGGUGGAGCCAAGUGGAUUGACGGAGGAUGGGUCCAUUGCUGGAGUGACCCCCACUGACAAGGUCGGAGAGAUUUUGAUCAGUCCCAUCUAUUUUUAGAAACUAUAUCUAUGUAUAUAUCAAAGAUGGGAUUCUGAGGAAUUGUUUUUGGGUGUUUGGGGGUGAGCAGCUGCGGUCUCAAUUGGACGAUGCGAUUGCUAGUGAAUGCCCGUUCUGCGGAGAUUUGAUGAUCAGAGAGAUCUCCCUCCCGUUCGUCCUCCACGAAGAGGCAGAGUAUGCUGCUUCCUGGGAGAUCCGGCCGCCCCCUCCCUCCAAUCAGAGGAUUCUCCCCAUGAUCAUGUGA